AUGGUGAUGGUUGAACGGGAGGAGGAGGAAGAAGAAAUCAGAACAAUUCACGAUCGUCGUUGGGUGGAAAAGAGUAUUUGCGCGUGGAGUUAUAGUGAAGCGGAGGUGGGGGAUACAAGUAUGAAGAGCUCCAAGGAGGGAUGCUCGUGGAUCAAGGGGAUCGAAGGGGAGGAGGGACCUUUCUCUUACGUGACAGAGACAGGGGAGACAUACAAUGUCGACUAUGUGACCUACAAGUUUGGAAAGAAGGUCGAGACAGGAACGAUUCUGUUCAACAACGGAGACAAGUAUGAAGGAGACUGGUCGAUGGGAGCCAAGAACGGGAAGGGAGUCUACAAAUGCGCUAACGGGGUAGUCUAUGACGGGCGAUGGAAGGAUGACAUGCGGCAUGGCUACGGGACCUGCUCGUACGCCAACGGUGAUGUGUACAAGGGGAAGUGGACGAAGAACCAGAAGCACGGGGAAGGAUGCUACACGUUCAGCAACGGCAACUGCUACGACGGGGAUUGGCGGUGCGAUCGGGCGUGUGGGAGAGGCGUGUGUGAGUACUCGAAUGGCGAUCGGUACGAGGGGGAAUGGAAAGACGACAGGGCACAUGGGAAGGGGAAGUACUCGUACGCGUCGGGGGAGAAGUAUGAGGGAGGAUGGGUGAAGGGCAAGAAGGCUGGGAAGGGAGUUUUCUCCUUUCGCUGCGGGGAUGUAUAUGAGGGAGAUUUCAAGGACGACGAUAUCUGCGGUAUCUGCUCCUCCUCCUUCUCCUUCUCUGCCACCACCCACAUCACCACCUCCUCAUCCUCCUCAUCCUCCUCUUGCUCCAACCCGCACACAAUGCCUACCAUUUCCUACUCUCCUGAUAGACCUCUGGCAGGAAAGGGAACGAAGCUGUACAAGGACGGAGGGCAAUACGAGGGAGACUGGCUGAAGGGGUUGAGGCACGGGAGAGGAAAGCUGACGGACAAGGAAGAGAAGGUUUUACAUGAUGGGCUGUGGAGCAACGACGUGCCAGUGAUGGAGUCGUCGAAGGAAAAGGAGGAGGAGGAAGGGAAGUUGCAUCCUCCCCACAAGCAGGAAGCGAAGCAGAGGCCUCCACCAAGUCGACAGCAUGUGCAGACGCGGAACAACAUGGGAGGGAGGAGGAAGUCUCGGGCGGAGGAAAGGAGGACGAGGAAGUGGAGAAGGCAGCGCAGAGGAGGAAGGAGCAGCUGCUGUGGGAAGCAGCCAAACAGCUGA
Molecule: messenger RNA, 1230 nt
Organism: Guillardia theta CCMP2712
Lineage: Eukaryota; Cryptophyceae; Pyrenomonadales; Geminigeraceae
Exons: 3
Coding region: 1-1230 (409 amino acids)
Source: RefSeq, a predicted model, not a curated record